Harpegnathos saltator (Jerdon's jumping ant) is the source of this 2794-nucleotide messenger RNA. It is a transcript of the gene DNApol-alpha50, whose product is annotated as DNA primase small subunit. The record is from RefSeq and is a predicted model, not a curated record. Gene Ontology annotation, biological process: DNA replication, synthesis of primer. Lineage: Eukaryota; Metazoa; Arthropoda; Insecta; Hymenoptera; Formicidae. The coding region runs from base 215 to 1468 and encodes 417 amino acids. The transcript has 10 exons.
ACCUAACAUAAUCCGACAUGUUCAAUUAAAUAAAAUUCGCUCUAUGUUCCCGCCAAUGUAAUUCUUGCGCCGGUAUAUUGGAUGUAAUUCGAGUUUUGCGUACGAAAGUGGAUUAUGCGACGUUAUUGCUGCGGAAGAAUCUUAUUAGAGCGAUCAAUUAAAGAGUGAGUCGUUCGUGUGUAAUUUUAUUCACGUCAACAGAAAUAUACACAAAAUGGGUGACGUAUCGGAUUUGCUCGACUUGUUGCCGGUUUAUUAUUCGAGAUUGUUUCCAUUUGCUGAUUACUAUAGGUGGUUGAGUUAUGGAAAUGCGGGCGUUUUCAGCAAGAGAGAAUUUUCGUUCACGCUCUCUGACGAUAUUUACAUACGUUACCAGUCUUUCAACGACCAAAAAGGACUGUCGGAUGAGAUCAAAAGGCUGCUACCGCAUAAGAUUGAUAUAGGAGCGGUUUAUAAUGCCCAGCCAAAGGAUCAAAAGAGAGGUCACAAUUUUCAACCAGUCGAGAGAGAAUUGGUUUUUGACAUAGACAUGACUGAUUAUGAUGAAGUGAGAACAUGUUGCAAAGGAGCUGAUAUUUGUAUCAAGUGCUGGAAGUUUAUGUCACUUGCCUGCAAGAUAUUGGAUAGUGCGUUGAGAUCGGACUUUGGUUACAAGCAUAUCUUAUGGGUGUUUUCUGGCAGAAGAGGUAUUCAUUGCUGGGUGUGCGACUCUUUAGCACGUAGUUUAUCGGGACAAGUGCGCGCAGCAGUCGCAGAAUAUUUGCAAAUUAUAGGUGGAGGUGAAUUCAUGAAGAAAAAAGUGCAUCUCACCAGUGACAAGAUUCACCAUUCCAUCAAACGUGCUCUUGACAUAAUCGAUCCCAUCUUUAUCGAAAUGUGCAUCAAAGAGCAAAAUAUUUUGGGCACAGAAGAAGGGAUCGAAAAGUUUCUUCCGAUACUGCCUAAUGAUGAGGACAGACAAGAGGUAAAGGUAUUGUUCAGUAAGGAGAGUACCAGUGAGGCAAGGUGGAAUGCAUUUGUACAAUACGUCGAAUCUAAACGGACAGGGGGAGGGAAAUGGUACUUGUACCGUCACCUGGUGGAAGAGGUGAAGCUGCAGUAUUCAUAUCCGAGAUUGGACAUCAAUGUGAGCAAAGGUCUGAACCACUUGCUGAAGUCGCCUUUCUGCGUCCACCCGAAAACCGGCAAGAUUUGCAUACCGUUCAACGCGAACGCAGUCGACAAAUUCGAUCCCGAUAAGGUCCCCACCAUAAUGACGCUGAUAGAGGAGAUCAACGUGUACGACGUGAAAGACAAGGCCGAGGAAGAGACUUACGACCUGAAUAAGAAGCGGAUCAAGGAUUAUAAGAAGACGAGCUUGAACAAGUCGCUCCACGUGUUUCAGGAAUUCUUGCGGCACCUGGAGGCUGAGCGGCGCGAGCAGAGGCUGAAAGGCAAGCUUACUACCGACAACAGUAUGGAAUUUUGAUGGAUCCCCGCGACGACACGGAGUCGAUAUGAUGCCGCGUUACAGCGAGCGCGCACAGGACCGGCCGGAAACCAGCGACUCCUGAGGACCCACUUUUGUCGGAAAAGUAACGACUGUCGCUCCCGAAGACAAUUUCGGAGCGUAAAGGCGCUCUCGGCGCAUUUCGAAGGACUCUCACGGCGCCAUGUGCUUCCGUUGCCCGGCUCGGUAAUACGGUAUUCAUCGGGCAGCAGCAGAGGAAGGGAGGAGGAGGAGAAGGAGAAGGAGAAGGAGGAGGAAGAGGAGGAGGAAGAAGAAGAAGAAGAAGAACGGGAGAAAACCGCGCGAGACGCGUCGGCACAGCUGAGAAGCUCCGCUCACCGUCCUCGUCUUCAGGAUCAUGGUACAUGGUCGUGGUAAAGCGGUAACAGCAGGAUUUUCGGCGAGUUGGAGUUAGUGGGCUACUAAUUGGCUCUCCUCACGCGCGGCACGGUAGCGGUCGCCGAGAGUGUCGUAGCGAGAGUACAAGGAGAAAGUCGGUGCGCGAGGAUCAGCGGGGCGGGCGAGGGCCCGAUAUCAUGGGAUGAUCAAUCACGGCAAGGAAAUUAGUUCGAUCGCUAACAAACGACAGGCGAAGAAAGGAUGCGUGUCGAGCGUGACGGCGCGGGCGAUCAAACAAAAAUUACAUCGCGUAAGUGUGGCGUAUAAUCGAACGUAAAUUGUAUCGAGAUCGAGCUCUCGAGCUAGGCGGGCGGGGAAAAAAGGAGAGACGGAUAGAGUGAGAGAGGGGGAGAAGAGAGGAAGCAGGGAGAUGAGGGAGACAAAGGAGAAAAAAGAAGAGCACAGGCGUGCAGAAUUUUGCAAGAAGCUCCGAUCGCGCAAGAAGUACGCCCCGCGAAGUCGGACCUUGAAUUAUUACCUCUUCAGCGGAAUCCUCCCCCUCGGCCCGCGUCCCGCGCGCGGCCGUGAUCGUGUCGUCCCGCGGGAGCGCGAUCGGCCGGAAUUAACGUGCAUCGAUCCCGGAUAGGCGACAUUAUUUCUGACGCCUCCUUGGUGAAGGAAGAAGUAUUUAAAAAUAAGACGCGUGGCGCGGCGAUAAUGCUGUUUACACCUCAACUAAUUAACGCAUGCAUUCAAUACGUACAAUUGAUUAACAUAAUUUUAAAUUCUCCCAUCUUGAUGGAGAAUGCACACAAGUUGCUCCGACGCGCGAGGAAAGUUUUUCCUUUCUCAGCGCGAAAAUACCGAUGCGAGCGAAUGCGUCACUCACCGCAGAUAAAUAUUUUUAGAUAUUUUUCUUCCGGCGUGUGGCGUCUUUUAAUGUCACGUUGUCUAUAUUUACAGUUA